Molecule: messenger RNA, 861 nt
Organism: Pyricularia pennisetigena
Lineage: Eukaryota; Fungi; Ascomycota; Sordariomycetes; Magnaporthales; Pyriculariaceae
Exons: 1
Coding region: 1-861 (286 amino acids)
Source: RefSeq, a predicted model, not a curated record
AUGUGCCAAUAUCACAUGUUCAUCAUGUUCCCCAUCAGCGACAGGUCGUGCGGCCACAUGCUCAACCUGUCCAACGUUCCCAUGGAGGAGCGCCUCAGAUACCUAUCGCGCCCGGCGCUGCGCAGCGUCGAGUGCAGCGUGCACCGGCAGAAGCGGCGGGGAUCGCACGCGCACGACCGGCCGACCGCGGAGCAGGCGUACUCGCACCCGACGUGGUCGCCAGAAAACGCCCUCGGCAUAGAGACUCACGAGGACUUCAUCACAGACGACACCCACAUCAGGCCCAGACGGCAGCGGCGGGGUCGGGAGAGGUCGCCGAGCACGGCGUCGGUCUGCACGACGAUCGAGUGGACGGGCACGCUGGCCCCGCGGUGGAUCCGGCGGGAUGGUGACGGCGACUGCCCGGACUGCGUGCGGAACGAGAGGGAGCUGGAGCAGGCCGAUGGCGAGUGGGACGACGCGAUGGCGGAUCUGGCGCCCGGCGGGACGAUGCCGAUCCGGGCGUGGGAGCGCAAGGCCCUGACGGCGAUUCGGGACGAGUACGUGGCGGCUGGUGGCGGGUCGAGGUGGAAUCUGGUCAGGAACGGGAGGGUAAAGGGGCUGAUCAGGUGGCAGAGGACUCUGGUCGACAAGUGGCUCGUGAACUUGAAAGGCACGAGGGCUAAGGGGGACCCUGCGGGAGCGGUUGAGGAGGGGGAGAUUGCUGGGGGUGAUGGAGACCAAGAUGAAGAGGAGGAGGAGGAGGAGGAGGAGGACGUGGUGGGCGAUUGGCACGACGGUGAUGGCUACGAUGAGGGUGGCAAAGAGGACAAGGUUGGAGAUGUGCAAGAGAACUACAGUUACUCUCCCCUGUGGGAGUAA